AUGCCCCAAUCACAACACAGUCAACGCUCACUCUUCUCUCUAAGUACUUUUGUUACCACUACUAAGAAGACCCAGAAAAGACAACCUUCCGGCACCAUGGAACAGUACAUCUACGACACAGACAACAUCCCAGAUCAUCUCAUACAAGGAAUCUCUCCCUUGAAAGACGAACGCAUCUUGAAAGCUCAGAAAGCAAUUGCGAAGGUGGACAAGGUUUUCAAGGAGUGCAAUGAUGUUGCGAAUUGA
Mollisia scopiformis is the source of this 246-nucleotide messenger RNA. RefSeq lists its product as uncharacterized. The transcript has 2 exons. Bases 1 to 246 code for a protein of 81 amino acids. NCBI's taxonomy places the organism in Eukaryota, Fungi, Ascomycota, Leotiomycetes, Helotiales, Mollisiaceae. The record is from RefSeq and is a predicted model, not a curated record.